AUGAAGGCCGUGGCGUCGGUCUGCAAAGCCACGUCGAGGUUCGCCACGAAGUGCAAGACCAGCCGUCGCCGGCGCGCCCAGUAUGAUAGCCUGCUAUUCGAGGGUGACAGUUUCAAAAACAGGGCAAUAUCCGAGAUCGAGUGUCGCAGAGACAAGUUGAAACCCUCAGCUUUCAACCAGUGGAAUACCGUUCUUGACGUGUUGAAUGCAGAAAGGAGAAAGCUGACUGAUUUUAGCUCGUAUAAGGCGGAUUUUGCAGCGGAGAAGAAGGCUUUAAGCGAUGCACAGAAGUACAGACUUGAUGCUGAGGAUUUCUACAACAGGUCUCAGAAUAUCGUGGCUACGGGCUCGCCUCAGUCUCCAUCCGUCCUGUUGUCUGGUCAUUCAACAGUGGAAAAUCCACAGCGAGAACUGGUUCUUCGAACCUUGCGUGCCGGCGUCCCAUCCGCCACGGAUCCUGGUACAGGCGCUUCUCCAGCUCUCAGUGACGAGCAGCAGCGUUCGAAGAGCGCACCGUCUCCCGCGUCCGCCGUUUCGUUCAACAAGAAGGAUACACAACCACGAUCAAUCAGUGCAUCAACUGGCGGCCAGCCCAGUCGCCGACCCACUUUAUUCACGGAGAACGCACUGGGCCUUAUUUUUUCUCGUCGUCGGGAUUCAAACGCACGCUCGCCAACAUCGUCUACUGACCGCUCAAUGAGUCUCCGAUCAGUGUUUAGCAGCAUCAUGAUGGCCGCUUUGCCUAGCCGCACGACUUUACCGGCCAGCAUAGCCGAGGAUACCAGCGACGCUGCGGUUGAACGGCCUGAGCAACAACCACUCUGGCCUGAUCGAUCCCAAUUUAUUGUCGAAGCCUCGUUCAGUCUUUUCACAGGAAUAGCUUCACAGUACGAUCAUACCAGCUGA
Laetiporus sulphureus 93-53 is the source of this 906-nucleotide messenger RNA. RefSeq lists its product as uncharacterized. NCBI's taxonomy places the organism in Eukaryota, Fungi, Basidiomycota, Agaricomycetes, Polyporales, Laetiporaceae. The coding region runs from base 1 to 906 and encodes 301 amino acids. The transcript has 9 exons. The record is from RefSeq and is a predicted model, not a curated record.